AUGUGGGCGAAUGUCAACGCCCAGUCCGUGCACCAGCAGAACGCCGUAUCGCUGAUGCAGGUUGACAUGCUGCAGCUCGGCGUGCUGCAGACGCAGAUGGACAACCUCUCCGUGCAGGCGACGCUGCUGAUUGGCUUUGCCCUCAGCAUGUGGGGCGGUGCGACGCUCAAGCCGCUGCUGGAGGACGACUCCCAGAUCUGCAUCUGGAAGACGUGGUAUCACCUCGCCUUCGCCGCCGUCUUCUUUGUCACCAUCGCGCUCUGCAUCUCUUGCGGCGGCAUCAUCGUCUCGCUCGUCCUCUACAUCAAGCAAGCGGCACAGGAGUCAGCGUUGCUUGUGAGCACUGGCGCGGCGGUGGCCAACACGCGCCGCCAUCUCUCCUCCCUCAACCGCCUAUUCGUCGUCUCGUACGCCUCCUUUGCCCUCUCCGCGGCGCUCGAGAGGGCGCACAUGAACGACCACACAUGGGGCACCGAGCCCUAG
Messenger RNA from Emiliania huxleyi CCMP1516, 483 nucleotides. RefSeq lists its product as hypothetical. The coding region runs from base 1 to 483 and encodes 160 amino acids. NCBI's taxonomy places the organism in Eukaryota, Haptophyta, Isochrysidales, Noelaerhabdaceae. The record is from RefSeq and is a predicted model, not a curated record. The transcript is spliced from 3 exons.